Messenger RNA from Fusarium coffeatum, 1911 nucleotides. RefSeq lists its product as uncharacterized. Gene Ontology annotation, molecular function: protein tyrosine/serine/threonine phosphatase activity; protein serine/threonine phosphatase activity. Gene Ontology annotation, biological process: microtubule cytoskeleton organization; positive regulation of cytokinesis; regulation of exit from mitosis. The record is from RefSeq and is a predicted model, not a curated record. Lineage: Eukaryota; Fungi; Ascomycota; Sordariomycetes; Hypocreales; Nectriaceae. The transcript is spliced from 3 exons. The coding region runs from base 1 to 1911 and encodes 636 amino acids. Gene Ontology annotation, cellular component: centrosome; mitotic spindle midzone; nucleolus.
AUGGCGCCUUCCAGCAGACACCCACAACUGCAACCGCAGCCGCAACCUCAGAGCAUGGCGCAAAUUGUCGAGUACAUUCCAGAUCGCUUGUACCUCGCUGCCUACAACGUCGCUCCCACUGCCGAUACGCCAUUUCCCUACCCUGAGGAGCCUGCGCCUGUCUCUCCUAGGAAGAGAACGACAAGACUCGCUGCCGGCGCUACCCCGCUCGCCAAACCAUCUCGACCUCAGCCCUGCUACUUUACUGUCGACGAUACGCUCCUUUACAACGCUUUCCACCAUGACUUUGGUCCUCUUCACAUCGGUCACCUGUACCGCUUUGCUAUCCAGUUCCAUGACAUACUGGGCGCCAAGCAGAACAAGGAGCGACCAAUUGUCUUCUGGAGCGCUGCUGAUCCCAAGAGUCGCGCCAAUGCCGCAUGCAUGCUCGCGUGCUACAUGGUCCUUAUUCAGAACUGGCCUCCCCAUCUGGCCCUCGCCCCGAUUGCGCAAGUCGAUCCUCCUCUGAUGCCCUUCCGAGAUGCCGGUUACAGCCAGGCCGAUUACGGCAUCAGUGUUCAGGAUGUUGUUUACGGUGUGUGGAAGGCUAAGGAGGAGAAGUGCUGCGACUUGGACAACUUCGACCUGGACGAGUACGAGCGAUUCGAACGAGUCGAGCAUGGUGAUUUCAACUGGAUCACCCCCCAUUUCCUGGCGUUUGCUUCUCCCCAGCAUGCCCCCGUCCAAAAGAUCACAGAAGGCUCUGAGCUGUUUCCACUGCUCCCACGAACGAUAUCCGCUGUGGAUGCUCACCCCAAGCUGCCCAAGCCUUUCAAGAACGUCUUGAAGCACUUUUCAGAGAAGAACAUUGGUCUAGUGGUCCGUCUCAACUCACAACUCUACUCACCCUCAUACUUUGAGGCUCUGGGUAUUCAACAUCUGGACAUGAUUUUUGACGACGGCACAUGUCCCUCGCUCACAACUGUCCGCAAGUUUAUUCGACUUGCUCACGAGACCAUCACUGUGCGCAAGAAGGGAAUCGCUGUCCACUGCAAGGCUGGUCUGGGCCGAACUGGUUGCUUGAUUGGCGCCUAUCUCAUCUACCGCCAUGGUUUCACAGCGAACGAGGUCAUCUCUUUCAUGCGAUUCAUGCGACCUGGUAUGGUUGUCGGUCCCCAACAGCACUGGCUUCAUCUCAACCAGGGCACUUUCCGUGAGUGGUGGGUUGAGGAGCGAAUCGAGCGCCGUCUAAGAAGAGAGAUGGCUGCUGCCAACCCCAUCCCUAGCACACCCAUCCGUGCCAUGCAAAAGACAACACUACGAAACGGCCAGACCUCAACACCGCCCAACCGAAGCCCUUCAAAUCGCACACCGCUGAGCGAAGUUGACCAUGACCGCAAUAACAUUGGGGUUCAAGAAGACUAUCUGCCAGCUCCUACGCCAGGACAACCACGAAAGGGCGUUCGAGACCGUCACCAUCCUUAUCAACGUUCUAUCUCUGGAGGAGCCCCCGCUGAGGUUCAAUACUCAGUCGAGCAAGAAGCUGAGCUCAUUGCUAAGUAUAGUCAGGUUGGUGGUGAAUCCGACGAAGAGCUGCACCUUCGCAUGCGCCGCCGCAAGGCAACUUCACAAUCACCAGCACGCAGUGAGAAGGUGCGAUCUGUGAGUCAGACCACAUCUAUCUACACGAUAGAUAACGAUGCGUCACAUGAUGCUGAAAACAUUGGGUCUGUGCGAUCAUCUAAGCACGUUGACCGGGUUCCCAGCACCCCUGGUGUUCUUACCAAGGUUCGCGGCAGCAAGCGCCAGGGCGAGUCUCCUCUCCGCGCAAAGGAAUCCGGUGUUCGCAAGACCAGCGGCAGAGUAGGCAGCGCCAACCAUGGCACUUCGGUGACAGCAGCCACAACAGCUCGCAAGGUCUCAGGAGCUUAG